This is a messenger RNA of Marchantia polymorpha subsp. ruderalis, 1302 nucleotides long. The record is from the annotation of a GenBank genome assembly. Lineage: Eukaryota; Viridiplantae; Streptophyta; Marchantiopsida; Marchantiales; Marchantiaceae.
GACGCUCUUAAGACGCUGCUAUUUUGAAUGAGUAUCCUCAGGGCAGUUUGGAGGAGGUAAUCCGAGCUACGAGCCCAAAGACGACGACGGUCAUAAGAAAUUGGAACAUUGAGUCGCAGGUCAUGUGAAGGAAGAAACAAACCGUAGUUCGCCCGUGUGACCACGAUCCGGCACCACGGGAGCUAACGUAGUUCUGUCUCUCGACUCGACCACUCUUCUUUGGACACUCUACACUCCUUCGAAUGCGAAAUCCUCGAAUCGAUCCGACAGUAAUUUCAGUGCAUCGAUUUUAGCUUGCAGGCGAAGGUCGUGCCAGAAAGAAGUGGAGGAGCGCUUUCAGUAUCACAGAUUUUUCAUUGUCGUAUCUCUGUGAUUUUCGCCCGAUUGGUACAGGGGAGGAGUAUGCAAUUUCCGGUUUUGCGAUUUUGAGAUAUUCCGCAGCCAUGAGGGCAUCCGUUAAUCGUCCACCAACUCCUGAUGCGGAUGAGGAUAAGGAAGCUGAGCCCACUCUGCAAGAAAUAAUCAAUAUCAAGCUAAUAGAAAGCGGGGAGAAGGAGCGCUUGAAAGAGUUGCUGCGAGAACGGCUGAUUGAGUGCGGUUGGAGAGACGAGUUGAAAGCUCAGUGCAGAGCAUUCACAAGAAAGAAGGGUAGGAGCAAGAUCACAGUGGAUGAGAUCGUACGCAAUAUUACUCCAAAAGGGCGAGCUAUGGUUCCAGACAAUGUUAAGGCCGAAUUGUUGCAGCGCAUACGCGCCUUCCUCAUGUCAGAUGCCUUGUAGAGGGAGCGAGUCACGAGUAUGUCUCAAGUGUCAAAAACCGGGGCAGCAGUGAGCACGUAAAGAACUAGAUAUUGUACAUGCAUGUAGAUUUAUCUUUAUAUUGCUCGUAUCAUUCAGGCCGAUCAGCUCUUAUAGGCACGGAAGAACGGAUUUUCAUGAUGCAGCAUUGUGGGCAGACGUUACUCAUGUACAGAUCUUGGACUGCGUCAACCCAAUGCAAAUUUACUGGUAGAUUAGCAGGUGCGGACUUCAUGUGCACUGACUCGGAAGUAUUCUCGAAUCCUGAAGCACUCACGGGUUCUGUGAACGAGUUCAAGAACUGCUUGAUUGAGAACGAUGAUAAAAGUGUCGCGCUGCUCCUGCGCUGUGGUUUCCACUAUCUCAUUGUCUACAUUCUGUUCCACACGGGAAGACAUCGAUGAAGUGUCCAAUUUCAGAUAUUAUGCCAAACAAAAGCACCGGAAAAAAUAGUAAGAAGUAACAAGUGUAAAUUUGAAGUGGUUGGAAUGAAGUUUAUGCCAGG